This is a messenger RNA of Syngnathoides biaculeatus (alligator pipefish), 6695 nucleotides long. It is a transcript of the gene aldh8a1, whose product is annotated as aldehyde dehydrogenase 8 family, member A1. Lineage: Eukaryota; Metazoa; Chordata; Actinopteri; Syngnathiformes; Syngnathidae. Bases 1455 to 2948 code for a protein of 497 amino acids. The record is from RefSeq and is a predicted model, not a curated record. The transcript has 8 exons. Gene Ontology annotation, biological process: retinoic acid metabolic process. Gene Ontology annotation, molecular function: retinal dehydrogenase (NAD+) activity.
UAAGAUCUUUAAAAAUGGUGCUAAUUGUUAGAGGAUGCUCACAACUCAAAACAAAAAAAAAAAAUGCAGGAAAAGAAAUCACGACAUGAUUUAUAUACAUAUAUAUGUGUGUGUAUGUAUACACACACACUACCUUGUCGUUCUUGUUCAGUAGAUAAUUUUUUUUGAUAGAUUUCAAUGACCUAAGUUCAAAUGUUAGACAUAUUUAAUAACUUUUUUUUUUUUUUAGUUAAGAAUGGUACGUUAAUUUGAUGGAAAAGUUAACAAAGGAGUAAGCGAGUAAAUAGUGAGUAAAAUUUACUACGCGCACUGAUAAUGAGCCAGCAUGUGUAAUAGCCUAAAUCGAGUGGCUUCACAAUCGCUUUCAUGUCACGCCAAAGUGAUUUUAAUGUUGAUACUACUUUGUGGUUUUAUGAUAACUUCUGAGCAAAUAUUGUGCUUUCUGACACUUGUACCUCUGGGCACCAUUUGAGGGGAAAACAAAUACGGGCUGAGGUGAUCCGAUCUCUUUAUUUUGCCUGUGUGUGUGUGUGUAUGGUGAGAUUAGUCAAGGGAGGUUUCCCUUGAGAGAGGAACAAGAAAACAUUUUCUUGAGUUGGAUUGGCCUCCUUCCUAAGCGGUUACCUUAUUGCCAGGGUCACGAAGGGCAAGCAAGUCCUACAUGAGGGACCAGCCCAAACACCCGAUGAGGGUGACCCUAAAUGGAUCCGUUUUGGGUCAGGAGUGAUGCCUCUAUGUCGGUUAGUGGGAUUAGUUCAUGUACAUGAUGCACUCCUUUAAUAUUAAUUGUAAUUAAAUCAAGAGAAUGUUACCAGUGUAAGUCACUAGCUGCACUCGUGACUUGUAAAUUUCUGCCUUUAUAAACCUAAUCAUGGUCACCUUUGAUUAAGUUUUGGCUUUCAAAAUAUGUAUAAAGUAAUUUAUUGAUUCUAGAUAUCUUUGAAAAGCCAUAUAGAGAAAAAAAAACUUAACUUUCUGGGCAGGGGUUACAAAUUUGCAACAGGUGUAGUAUAAUUAAAAAUUUUAAGUCUUUCAAAAUAUGCAUAAAGUAAUUUAUUGAUUCUAGAUAUCUUUGAAAAGCCAUAUAGAGAAAAAAAACCCUCUCUAUUUUAAGUCUAAGCAUAACAUUUUACAAAAUUACAAACUUUUAUUUGGUCCAGAGAGGGUUAAACAUAGUUUUUCAUAUUUAUUUUUUUCAGUUUUUCAAAUAUCUUUCCAAUUUUUCACUUCCAAAUUGCCGCCCCUUCAUCUUCCUGGUGUUUCAAUUCAAAUUUAUUUUUUCCACAUUAAAGUUCAAAGUAGUGAUACCCAUCAUACUGAUGCUUUUUUAAAUAUUGUAAUUUGUUGACUUGUCAUGUCUGUGUAAUACCUUGCAUCGCAGUUUCUUUAUUUUGGUACCAAAGGUAUGAAAAAGCACCAAGGGCACACUUCCUGCGCAAAUCUGGUUUCCUGUAAUGAGUCUCAGCAGAACUGAAACGCGAAGCAGUAUAGAGCCUCGCACCAUGUUGGUCCUGGAGAACUUCAUUGGAGGAAAGUUUGUCCCGUGUCGGAGUCACAUCGACUCAUACGACCCGUCCACGGGCGAAGUAUACUGCAAAGUGCCGGACAGCGGUGAGGAAGCGGUAGAGGAUGCGGUGGCUGCAGCCAAGGAAGCCUUCCCAGGCUGGGCCGCUCAGAGUCCAGAGCAGAGGGCUCAGAUCCUCAACAAGUUGGCAGACCUAAUCGAGGCACACCUAGAAGAGUUUGCCCAGGCCGAGUCCAAAGACCAAGGUAAAACAUUGACGUUUGCACGGACCGUCGAUAUUCCCCGAUCGGUGUACAACUUUCGCUUCUUCGCCUCGUCGGUGCUCCACCAGACCAACGACUGCAGCCAGAUGGACCACGUGGGCUGCCUCAACUACACCAUGCGCUGCCCAGUUGGUGUGGCUGGUCUGAUCAGCCCCUGGAAUCUUCCUCUUUACCUGCUGACUUGGAAGAUCGCACCGGCCAUCGCUGCGGGGAACACGGUCGUUGCCAAACCCAGCGAGAUGACCUCAGUGACCGCCUGGAUGAUGUGCAAGAUGAUGCAGCAGGCUGGUGUUCCUCCAGGUGUGGUCAACGUCGUAUUCGGGACAGGCCCCAGGGCGGGAGACGUCCUCGUCGGUCACCCCGACGUCCCCCUGAUCUCCUUCACGGGGUCCACGGCCACAGCCCGUCGUAUCACCGAGCGCAGCGCCCCCUAUUGUAAGAAACUGUCAUUGGAGCUCGGAGGCAAGAACCCUGCCGUCAUUUUCGCCGACGCCGACCUGGACCGAUGCAUCGAGACCACCGUGCGCUCCAGCUUCUCCAAUCAGGGAGAGAUCUGCUUGUGCACCAGUCGGAUUUACGUGGAGCGGAGCGUUUACCCGGUUUUCUUGGACAAGUUUGUGGCCGCGGCCAGGAAGUGGAAGACCGGCGUGCCUUCCGACGCCACCAACAACAAUGGUGCGCUCAUCAGCAAGGACCACUUGGAAAAGGUGCGUGGCUUUGUGACCCUCGCCAAAUCCGAGGGUGCCACGGUGCACUGCGGCGAAGGAGUGGAUCCGCUCGACCUCCCGGAACGCUACGCCAACGGCUACUUCAUGGGCGCCACCGUCAUCACGGGCGUCCCGCGGGGCUCCCGCGUCAUGCAGGAGGAGAUCUUCGGGCCGGUCACCUGCGUCAGCCCCUUCGACGGCGAGGACGAGGCGGUGGCCGAGGCCAACGGGGUGCGCUACGGACUGGCGGCCACCGUGUGGUCCCGCGACGUGGCCAAGGUGCACCGUGUGGCCGCGAGGCUUCAGGCGGGGUUGGUGUGGACCAACUGCUGGCUGGUGAGGGAUCUCAUGCUGCCCUUCGGAGGCAUGAAGAUGUCUGGCGUCGGCAGGGAAGGGGGGAAGGAUUCCUACCACUUCUUCACCGAGAUCAAGACCAUUACCAUCAAACACUGAAAGCGCGUUUAGGAGGAGCUCAGGUGUGGAAACGUCACUUUUCUUUCCCAGCUGUUUCACCGCCGUUCAUUUGUCAUAUCAUCUGCAGAGCGAUUGAUUAGUGCACAGGUGUCAAACUCAAGGCCCGGGGGCCAGAUCCGGCCCGCCACAUGAUUUUAUGUGGCCCACGGAGGCAAACCAUUUGUCACAACGUCCACGAUUUUUGCUAAAAUUUGCACCAAAAUUUCCCAUUGUCAUAUCCUAAAUGAUAAUAUUGAGGUAUUGCAAGCAUUUUUGUGUUCCCAAAUGUCAAUAAUAGUUGGAAAACCCUUCCUUUGAUUUAUGAUUCCAAAACUGCUUCAUGAAUUCCUGGUGUAAAUAUGAUUAGGUGGUCAGAGAUUUUUAUGAUUUCACUGUCAUAAAACCAUAACUACAAUGUGGCCCGUGGCAAAAAUGAUGCUAAUCUUGGAGAUGGUUUUUUUUUGAGGAGGGUUGUGGGGGGGAUUGAAUUUGUACACAUAUUCUAUAAAAAAUAUUGCCACCAUGGUCAUUUUACAUUAAAAAAAUAUUUUACAAGAAUGAGUUCAUAAUAAAUAUUUCAUCAAAACUUCCACUAUGAGGAACAAUCAUAUAGUAAUUUUGCCAUUUUUUCUUUUUAAUCAUACAUGAUAACUUAGUGAUUUGCAAGAAUACAAUAUUGUAAAAGGUUUUUUUUAAAUACUUCAUGAGAAAUAUAAAAUUAUGGGUAAUAAUACAGUUAUAAAAUAUUACACAAAAAUAUAAUAUGUUUAAAAUAAAUAUUUUAAUUAUUUUUUAGCUUAAUUUAAUGGAAAUAAAGUCAUAUAUGAGGAAAAGGUCUAAAAUAUUAGAGAUUUUGUGAAGCAAGUCCUAAUCUUUUGUAAUUUUAUUAGAAAAAUCACUGAUGGUGUAGUGGCACAUGCGUCUGACGCUGGUGUGGGCAUCGUGGGAUCGAUUCCCACUCAGUGAUGGUGUCGAUAUGUGCCCUGCAACUGACCGGAGACCAGUUCAGGGCGUCAUCCACCUUUCGCUUGAAAUUAGCCGGGAUAGGCUCCAGGACCCUUGUGAGCAUAAACAGCUUGGAAAAUGGAUGUUACAGCAAUGUUUAUAUCCGUAUGAGUGCAGUCUGGUUGUACACCACUAGGUGGCAAUGAUACAUUGACUUUUGGGUGUUGUGCCUAAUAUUGUGACUCGUUAGUGAAUGAAGCCAUGUCAUAGUGGGUCAUGCUGUCAUCAGACGCGAUGUCAGUGGUAGAUUAGCGAGCGCUGGCAUGAGCAAAAUUUGACUUAUAAAUUUAUGAUGCGAGCGAGCAGUCAGCAGCAGACUUUGGACCUUUUCCCACGUCCACAGUUUUCUGCUUUGCGUCAUCGCCUGAAGUCCGGCUCCUUCUCUCGCCGCCUGGAGCUGACGUUAGAGCGCUGAAUAAAGGAGAACUUGUUACGCUGUUUAGUUUGUCUGUAUGGAAAAUGACAUCAGCCGUGUUGUUUAAACUGUAGUAAAUCAAAAACAAGACAAACAAGAAAUGUGUGAACUUGAAAUCAAGUGACUUCACCGGGACAGUGCGUGAAGUUAAGCUUGUUGCUGCUAAAUCGUGCCUUGUGACACAAGUUUGUUUUCCGGGAUCCGGCUUGUAACUCGAAACAGCUUUUCAUAUUUAAAUGAAUCGUUGCCCUGAGUUAGUGAGUUGCAUUCACUGACACUAGGAAUCUCCACCACUGAGAAUAGUGAGCUAUCCUCGUCACAGCGUUUGUGUGCCACCACAAUUUAGUCCUGUCUUAGUUAAUGUGUCAUAGUCAUUGUCAAGGCGUAGUUCAUGUUUCCUAGUUUGUCUGCUCGUCAUCAGACCUUCCUUUACGUGUUUGGAUCCUGCCUUUGCUUAGCGUUUUGUGCCUCUGCCUUCUCGACCUGCUUACAGCGUGUAUGACGCUGUUCCUUGAAUAAACCACGCCUAACAUCAUGCCCUCGUCUCGGAGUCCUGCAUUUGGGUCCAGCCCCACACCGUCGGUUCAUGACAAUAUUGUACUCUUUAUAAACAUACAUGUAAUAUGGUAAUCAAAUUAAAUAUAAUGAUUGUAAUAGUUUGUCCAUCAUUAGUUAAUGUUUCAAUUCAUUGUGGCUCUGCUUUUCGGGGUGACAGCCAGACAAUAUUAUAUGGUAGUGCAGACAAACUAAUAACUAUAUAUGCCCGUAAGUGUUAUCUUUCUGCAUGUGUUGCGCCACCAUUUGUGGCCAUCUUGUUAAAACACUACCACAUGAAUGCUGUUUGUCAGGCUGUCCAUGACAUUAAGUGUUAGCAUUAAGCUAGCAGACUUUAAGGCCAAGUCCUGGAUGUUGCUCACUUCUUGUCCAAUGACAGCAGGGAUAGGCUCAAGCUCACUUGUGCAACCUGAAUAAGAAACGAGCCCAAUAGAAAAUUGAAGGACAUUUUAAUUACGUCAAAUAUGAAGCAAGCAUUUCUUCAGGUCGUCUGCCGACGUGUGUUUAAUCUCAGCGGCAAAGCCAAAGAGAGGUAACCUUGAUUUACCCGCUUUUCCCCGUGGCCUACAUUCGCCACACAGCAGCCUUGUUGACAAGUCGCUCGACAACAAGUCUGAACGUUGAACAAAACACAGAAAAAACACCACCCGGGUGCAGAAUUGUCGGCACUCUCACGCUCGCAAUUCUCCUCUCUGACACUUUCAUGGGGUUUGAGCAAGAAUCUCGUUGGUUUUGAGCAACACAUUCUAAAAAUCAUACAGUCUGAAAGUUCUUCAAAGUAGCCACUGCCCACUCGUCCCCUCGACUGUGGGGCAAAAUGUGGAGUAGGGCGUGGUUAUGGUCAAAUGUUGCAAUCUGGAGCAAAAUAUUGCAUUAGUUGUGGCAAAAUGUUGCAUUUUGUGGCAAUUUGGGGUUUAAAAAAGGAGAGUCUUUGAAGUUUUAGCAAUUAUCUUGCAAUUUUUUAAAAAGGAUUUUUUCGGAAAAUGUAGCAUUUAGGUCCAUUUUGUCAAGGACCACCAUUAGUCCAACAAGUAUGCUUUGAAAUGCUGUUUUCCCACCCCCCCAAAACAUAUUUUAAUAGCUGUUUCUAGUGUCUGAGUAAUUGGUAACAAUCGUAUUUUGGGAAAAACAAAAGAACAGUGGUGUCACGUUGCAAAGUGUUUUGUUUGAAUUGUAAUGUGACACCAGGGUUUGCUAGUGUGUGUGCGUGGGAGAUGGGUUGCAGAGGAAACUGUGUAGUAUGGCAGAGGGGACUCGGGAGGAAUCGUUGCUGACUGAUCCAGCAACCUACUGGUUUUGUUGGUGGGACCAGAUGGUUGUGUUUGGCGUCUGAGCGAUUGCCGUGGCCACGUCUGGUUCAAGAGUGCACAUUGAAAUGAAACACGACAAGCUGAUCUCACUGAGAUAUAUAUAUAAAAUAUAGUCAUUCCUGCUCAGUGACUUCGUGUCGUGUCACGUAUGCCCUCGGGCUAUUUUCAAUCCACACUUGCAAAUUUGACUUCCAGCAACACCCCGAAACCUUUGUUUAAAAAAAAAAUUUUUAUUCAAAUUUGACCUUUUUUUUUUUUUAAAUGUAGAAUUUGACUUUGCCCCCAAAUAGAUCUCCAAAAGGAGAAGAGAAGCAUCAUGCAACAAAACAAUGACCCAAAACACACUUUCAACAUAAUAAAUGACAAAGUGGAAGGUCUUUGACUGCCCAAAUCAAUCACCAGACCUUAACCCAAGGGAGCAUGCAUUUUACCUGCUGAAGAAGAGAAAGAAGGAAGGAAUUU